Molecule: messenger RNA, 2206 nt
Organism: Salvelinus sp. IW2-2015
Lineage: Eukaryota; Metazoa; Chordata; Actinopteri; Salmoniformes; Salmonidae
Source: RefSeq, a predicted model, not a curated record
UCCACCCCAUGGCUCCUAUAGCUGGCUUUCCUACAGUAGGACAUUUUUAUGUCAGCAUUACGGCAAAAAACAAAUGUCUCGGCUACUUCAGCAGAGGAACUUACAAUCAUCAAAGCAAUGAGAAGAGCAAAGCAUGUUACGGAAGCUGUGCUGUGUGAUUCUACUCAUCAUCCAGAGGGAUACAGAAAGUACACGUGUGAUUGGAGGACGCAGGACUGUGGUACAGGGGGAGGAUGUGGACUUAUCCUGCAGACUGACAGAGACGACCGAGGAUCUCGAACAGAUAACAUGGCAGAAAAGUACUUUGGAAGAAACACAGAACCAUAAUUUUAUGCUGAUUUAUCCCAAUGGGGGUACUAAGUUUAUUGCACCAAAUGGAUUGAGUGGUAGAGUCCAGUUUAUUGGGAACCCAUCAGAAAACCUUGGAUCUAUUCGAAUAACAGCUGUCAGACUGUUGGAUGAAGGCACCUUCACAUGUAUCUUCAGUGUUUUCCCCAGUGGAGCAUACAGUACAGAGAUACUUCUGACUGUGCUAGUUCCUCCACUAGUGAAUGUGACAGUUGAUGUUCCUCCUCUCAUUGGGGAGAAUGAGGUUAUCUUGGCAACCUGUUUGGCUGCUGGUGCCAAGCCACAGGCAGAUGUGAGAUGGAAGACAGGUGCAUUGGGCAGUUUGUUCAGGACAGUGACUAACUCCACCCAGCACACCAACGGAACCACCACAGUCCUCAGCCACCUGCUCGGGGUGCCAACCAGAGCAGCAAAUCAGCAGCAGGUCCAGUGUGUGAUCAACCAGUCUGCCCUGGUAACAGAGAAGACCUACAACUACAGCAUAAACAUCCACUAUCCACCUCAGACAGUGAACAUUACCCUUAGUGAGGCCUCUAAAACCACAGUCUUCCUUUGUGUAGCAGACGGCAACCCACACCCCAACUACACCUGGAGCAGAGUGGUCCAGCCAUGGCCUGGGUCUUCAGUGAGAGCAGAGGGAGACAAACUGCACUUCCUCAGUCUCAGCUCUGAGCUGAAUGGUCUCUUUGUCUGUGAGGCCUCCAACCCCUACGGACGAGCAGCUGGCUCCCUCUAUGUACACACAUCCUCUGAGACCUCUGCUGCCUGUUGGGUCUCACUCGUUGUCGUUCUAUGCUUGAUUGUUGCUGGGCUGCACUUUUAUGGUACAGUGCAAUACGGACCAGUUUCCUUGGAGUUCAAUCAUGGCCAAUCACCAGUUCCAGGCACCACCACAGGUUGAGGAAGAUGAACCUGGGACGUCUGAGUUCUAACACUCCAAACCAGGAGGGCGGAGAAGGGAGAAGUAACGUGAUAAAUCACAGGACAGGCUGAGAGCAGAUGCCAGAAGAAUCUCAGACAUGCACUGGAUGUGGGAAGAAUUCCAGUCUGCACAUUCUCCGAUUUUCUAACCAUCUAAUGAACAGAGACCCAAUGCAGUAUUCACUGUGACAUUAGAAACCUUGGCUCGGCCACUUCUAAACCACAACUUUACACAGUGCUGGCCCUUGUUUCAGUUUUUUAUCACCUCUCCUGGACUCCGCCUUGCCGUGGUGGAGGGGCUUUGUUACUUCAGAGGGAGCAACAUUACUCCUGUAUGUAUAGUGCAUGUUCAAGCCAACUAAAGGGAGGCCAGUUAUAAUCUAAAUAACAUGUCAAAUGGAGAAUCUUGUCAGUAAUGACUAGCCAAACCCUGACUGAUGCUGGUACUUGUAGCUGCUCAAAAAGGAAUUCCUUCAAAGUAUGCAGCCUUAUGUAGUAUUGGUACAGAAAGCAGUUAUAAGAGGAGCCAUGAAACCAAGGGUGUGGCUAGUGAUCCACUGGGAACAGAAGCCAUAGGUACUUCUUGCAGAGGCUCAAAAUGUAAUUCCUUCAUAUUAUGCACUUAUGCAGUCUUGGUACAGGGAGCAGUUAUAAGAGGAACCAUGAAACCAAGGGUGUGGCUAGUGAUCCACUGGGAAUAGAACCGCCACCAACAGCUGCCUCCACUAACAGCUGCAUUAAUCCUAUCCCUGAUUAACCCUGUAUUAUGUGUUGUUUUAGCCUAGCAUUAGUGUAGCAUGGCAUUUUUGUCCAACAGUAGUUAGAGUAGUUAGAAUGCAGGUCUUUACACUACAUUAUUAGUUAGAAUUGUAUUUAUUUAAUUUAAUCUUUAUUUAACUAGGCAAGUCAGUUAAGAACAAAUUCUUAUUUACAAUGG